Molecule: messenger RNA, 2454 nt
Organism: Pseudonaja textilis
Lineage: Eukaryota; Metazoa; Chordata; Lepidosauria; Squamata; Elapidae
Source: RefSeq, a predicted model, not a curated record
GAAGGAGCGCUCCCGCCCGACCGCCCACCCCCCAAUUUCUUUGGGGUGGGGGGGGGCCGUGUCCCCCAGGAUGUAUUCUCAAGGACGGCAUGCCUCCGGGCAGCCUUUUAAAUUCUCAGUGUUGGAGAUUUGUGACCGAAUUAAGGAAGAAUUCCAGUUCCUCCAGGCUCAGUAUCACAGCCUGAAGUUGGAAUGUGAGAAAUUAGCAACCGAAAAAACAGAGAUGCAGAGGCAUUAUGUUAUGUAUUACGAGAUGUCCUAUGGCCUGAAUAUUGAAAUGCACAAACAGGCUGAGAUUGUCAAGCGGCUGACUGCGAUCUGUGCCCAGAUUACCCCGUUUCUCACACAAGAGCAUCAACAGCAGGUCUUGCAAGCCAUGGACCGGGCCAAACUGGUGACCAUGGGCGAGCUGAACAACAUCAUUGGGAGCAAUUCUGCGUCUCCUCCAGAGAGCAUCCAAGGCGAAGAACGGAGCGAAGGCAGCGGGGUGAAGGCCAAGCUACAGGACAAGGAGGAGGUAGGGCGUUAUGAGAGCGACGGAGAGAAAAGCGACUGCAACCUGAUUGUGGACGAGGAACGUGGGAGUGUUUGCAUUCUCCCUACCUCCGUAGAAAACGUGAUUGAGUAUUUGCAGCUGGUUUUUUUCCUGCCUUUGUGCCAAUUGGUGCCCCCACCAAUACCCACCGUGGGCAGCUUCUGGAAAAUGCCUGGCUUGGGAUCAAAGCCGCAUGCGUCUCACCUAAACCCAAAGACGGACGACCUUCCCUCUGAGCAUGGGAGCCCACGGUGCGCCUCUGCUGCCCUACAGCCCAGCCAAAGGGGCUUUACGAACAGCCCAGCCUCACUGGCAUCCAGCCACAGCCCCACAGCUCUUAAAGGCAAGGACCCAAAUUUGAAUGAAACCCAUCCAGCUCCUUGCAAAUCAGCCAGCUUGUCUCCGGUUUCCGAAAUACUCACUCCCCGACCCGGCCCGAGUUACGUGCCUCAGAUUGCAAAACCAUCCACCACCGAUGUUAUCACCUUGCGGAGUCCACUCAAUUCUUUCACCAGCCAUUUUGGUUCGUCCUUUGGGGUGAUACCUCACCCUACCCUCAAUGGGGAAUUGGCUGCACCGAGUUCCUACAUCAGUAUCCAUCUUUCUGCAGGCCCCGGAAUCUACGGACGAUCUCCCCUGGUGGCUUUUGAAUCUCACCCACAUUUGCGGGGAUCGCCCCCCUCAGCCUCCCUCCCGGCUAUUUCCGGCAGCAAGCCGGCCUAUUCCUUCCACGUAAGCGCUGACGGGCAGAUGCAGCCGGUGCCCUUCCCUCCCGACGCCCUGAUCGGCUCCGGCAUCCCACGCCACGCCCGCCAGCUCCACACGCUCUCCCACGGCGAGGUGGUCUGUGCCGUCACCAUCAGCAAUUCCACCCAGCACGUCUACACGGGGGGCAAAGGCUGCGUCAAGGUCUGGGAUGUGGCGCAGCCGGGCACCAAGACCCCCGUGGCCCAGCUGGACUGCCUGAACCGAGACAACUACAUCCGAUCCUGCAAGCUUCUUCCUGACAGCCGCAGCCUCAUCGUUGGGGGCGAGGCCAGCACCUUGUCCAUCUGGGACCUGGCGGCCCCCACGCCCCGGAUCAAGGCCGAGCUGACCUCCUCCGCCCCGGCAUGCUACGCCCUGGCCAUCAGCCCUGACGCCAAAGUCUGCUUCUCCUGCUGUAGCGACGGUAACAUCGUGGUCUGGGAUCUGCAGAACCAAACCAUGGUUAGACAGUUCCAGGGUCACACAGAUGGGGCCAGUUGCAUUGAUAUCUCCAAUUAUGGCACUAAACUUUGGACCGGCGGUUUGGACAACACCGUCCGGUGCUGGGACCUCCGUGAAGGCCGGCAGCUGCAGCAACACGACUUCAACUCCCAGAUCUUCUCCCUGGGCUACUGCCCCACGGGAGAGUGGCUGGCCGUGGGGAUGGAGAGCAGCAACGUGGAAAUCCUCCACGUGACGAAAUCGGAGAAGUACCAGCUGCACCUUCACGAGAGCUGCGUCCUCUCCCUGAAGUUCGCUUCCUGUGGCAAAUGGUUUAUCAGCACUGGCAAAGAUAAUCUGCUUAAUGCGUGGCGGGCUCCCUACGGGGCCAGCAUCUUUCAGUCCAAAGAAUCUUCCUCAGUCCUGAGCUGUGACAUCUCGGCUAACGACAAGUUUAUCGUGACUGGAUCGGGAGACAAGAAAGCCACCGUUUACGAACUGGUUUACUGAGCUACGUUCCUCACUUUGGACGGCUAGGAGGUCCCAACGCUGGGAAAAAUGGAUUCAUUCCCUCAUCACUGGCUUCGGAAACGGCCAUUUGCGCUUCCAACCCUCCUUGGUGGACAUGAGGACUAGAAACUUGAGAGCUGAGAGUCUCAGGAAGAUUAUUUUUCUCCCCUCAAGAAGCAGCGGGGGUGGGGGGUUUCUAUCAGAUCCCCGAUGGAACCAAA